This is a messenger RNA of Dermacentor albipictus, 3720 nucleotides long. RefSeq names its product protein broad-minded-like. Lineage: Eukaryota; Metazoa; Arthropoda; Arachnida; Ixodida; Ixodidae. The record is from RefSeq and is a predicted model, not a curated record.
UACAAAUAAUGAGGGGCUGUUUCGUUGGUCGGCGUUCGGCAAGAGCGUUUAUUUCAAUAUAACUGGUUGCUGUAAGGAAAUGAGCUAUAGGAAACAGCGCGAGGAGCUAAAGAAGGCUAUCACGAGACAUCUUUCCAUCGACAUCGAACAAUGCAUAACGCAAAGCGACGUGAGGACCGUCGAACACAUCGUCGCGCAGGUAGCACGCGCGGAGACGUGGCGAAAGUUCCAAAAAUCGUACCUGCUUCGCAUGGAUCCAAACGAAGAAGGCGAGGAAAAAGACUUUAUUGCACAGAGCCGCCGCGAGACGGCGGGCACACCGAAAAGAGACCUGGUUCGGCAGGACAGCACAACGUCGAUCGCGAGCAUACUGAGCGAAAGUUCGUUGAUGGGAGGUAACGUUGCCUUGUCUGCAGAUCACAUUCGAGAAGUGUGCAACCUCAUACGGUCACCGUCGCCGUCUUCUAAGCUUCACGCCAUUGAUAUUCUGAACAACGUUUCCAACUACGAGAACUUAGUCGCCAGUGGCGAGUGGCCCGUACUCGAAGAAUGGAUCAGGUCUUUGCUGCUGCACCCUUCGACGGUCAUCAAGCGCGAAACGCUGCGUCUGUUCUGGACAAUGCUGUCCUCCGGAGGCGUAGUGUUCGAGCAGACUUAUACCAGCCUACUGCUCGCAGCUAGAGACCAAGUUUGCAAGCACACUUCGUCCGCGCCGUCAUCAAAACUCCACGGUCGCCCAGGGGGGCCGGUCGACGUUGUGGAGUUGCUGAACGUGUACCACAGAAACUUACCGCGUCAAUGGCUGCGAUUUCCGCGCAAGGCCAUCAGGCACGUCAUAGAACAGGCUCUCGCGCUCAUGGACGACAGCAUUUACGACGACUUUUCUCGCAUCUGGAAGUCCUUCGCGUCAGCGGACACCCAGGCGACGUGGCUCGGCAACUGGCUACACGGUGCCGAGAGUCGCGCUGUGGUCUUCGAGUGCCUCGCCGAUCACACAAACAUUCUGCUCCACGCCCUACAACUAGUCACCAAUUACAAGAAGUUUCCGGACUUGUGCCAGCGCGACACGGCGAGCCACGUUUACGCAGCUUGCGUCCUCUUGCGCGUGCUGAUGUACAGCGCUGGCAGGGAGCUCUUCGACUCCCUCAGCUCUGGCGGGAACACAGAAAAAACGUGGUUCGACGUUUUCAUAAAGGUUGUGCUAUUCUCCAAAGUACUGUGGGGAUCCAAAUUCGAAAAUUUCCCGCUACUUCUUAACGUUAUGACUAGAGCGGUGUCAUUGAUUUGCAGCCUCACUGAAAGUCCAAUCCUCCCUCAGCAGGCUGAGGCCCUCAUAAGCAGCUUGGUAGAUUCAAGCAGAAGUAGCUCAAACGGCCAAUGCAGCACGCACAUACUGUCGGAAUGCCUCGGCGCAAUGUGCUUGUCAGCCUCCGGCUUGGUGCUCAUCACAAACUGCACGUACAAAGCUUGCAAAGUACCUCAAAUAAUACUGUCCUCAACAAAGCGAGCAAUAGAGAGACGCAGCGAGCACGGACUCUGCACUCGGUGUGUGUCUAAUUUCCUGAGGGCGAGUGGCAGGAUUGUCCAAGAUCCGGGACAUCUCCUGUCCGGGAAAUGCGCAGGCGUCGUCAGGCUCCUGUCGUGUGCAUCGGAGCUCACCGCUGUGGCCGAUGAAGAGCUGAAAAAAAGUUUGACAAGUUUUGUGAAAGCCCUGCUUACUACCAGUCUAGGAACUGCUCUACUUUGUGUUGGAACCAUCCCUGAAGCCUAUGAGAAGAUUGUACUAGAGAUAACGGAUGUGUCUGAGAAAGUAAAAUAUUGCACACUGCACAUGCCUUCGCACUAUUCUCACAAUGAUUUGGUCCUUUGUGCAGGCUGCUGCAUAUGGAGCUCAAAGCAUGAACUAAGGUCAAGUCCUGAAAGGGUUCAGGAGCAGCUGCUGCAUAUGAUGUCACCAUUCCGACAGUGCAAAAUACUGCUUGGAAGAAGCGCUCAAGACUCUGCUGAGAGCCUGUGGAAUGCAGUAAUCCUUCUUGCCCCAGAGCAGUGCCUAUCGGAGGAACAUUUAGUGGUCGCUCUUAAUGUGCUUAAAGGACUUGUAUGCUGCCUAAAGACUUACGUGUUUCUUCACGCCAAGUAUUGUGUGUGUCAAAAGCUACGAGAACUUAUUGCCGAUUUUUGCAACAAUGAAGGUAAGCCCAUUACCUGUGAAGUGACGCUUAAAGCAAACGAAGUUGAAGAAAAAAUAAAUUCAUUCAGUAGAGGCAAACCUCUAACACUGCCACAGGUAUCACAAGCAUUUACAGGCCAGAAGAAAGCUCGCAUUAUUGGAUUAAAAUAUGCCAGCAACAAGAAAGAAGAUUUUGAAGCUGUCUUAGCAGAUAAUGGUAUAUCAGCUGCAGGGUUCUCUGACAUCAUUGACUUUGAGGACAGUGAAAAAGAUAGCAUCCUCUCAUCUACUAGAUCACUCACGGCUGAACAGAAGCAUGGUGUUCAGCUGACUGUUGAAUGUGGCCUCCACCUUGGACUUCUGUCACGUGAAAGUGAAGAUCAUGCAAAGAACCUCGAGAAGCUCAUUCACAAUGGACGUCACUUCUAUGGUUCGUCGUGCUCAAAGGACAGCUAUGACUUUCUGCUGGCAACCAUAUUCUUGUUACUAAGGGGAAAUGUGACUAAAUCUUCUCAACUCCACAAGUUCUUAUGUGACAGAGACUGCUAUGCUCUUUAUUUUCAUGACAUGGAUGGUAUCUGUGACACUUUAGUGUGUGCCUCCUUUUGCCAACUGUUUGUAGUCAUUCUCAGGGACCAACUGCCAAGACUGUAUCACGCAUUCAAGAUGUACAGCUAUGAGCCCAGCAAUGUUCUCAAGCACUGGAUAGGGCAGUUCUUUUGGGAAUGCCUUUGCUUUGAUGAGAUAGCUGCGGUGCUGCUGAUGGUGAUAACCCUUGGGGCAGAAACACUCCUCUAUAUCUGCCUGUCAAUGCUAAAACACAUAGAAGAGCAGGCAUUGCAAGCUGCCAAUGAGUUUCGCUUCAUUGCCAUGCUGAGAGAAACGGAGAUGCCUGACUUCAAGCUCGCAUCCUAUGUGGAGUACAUCAACUCAUUGCUUGAAGAGUACGAAAGUAUGGUACAAAAAAGUUUACACAUGUAUGCACACUAGGUGGCGUACACCAAGUAGGCUACCUCAGUUGCAGUCUUUAGACUUGUCACUUCUUCUCUUCCAAACCAGUGAUUUCUCUUGUCCCAUUCCUUAUGUUCUUUAAAUGGCCAUUGUACCCCUUCUGAAUGUAGCCUAUUUCCAGAAUGCUCUCUUUGUUUAUUUGCUUUUUAUGAUACAAGUAAGACUGGAAAUUGAUGUCAGGAAAGAAAUUUCAGUGCCCAUGUCACUAUGCAAAGGGUUUACAACCAGUGUCUGCCUUCGCUAUGUGUUGCCAAAAAUCAGCACUAAGGGAAAAAUCUCAACUAGUUCAUUGCUAACUAAAUUUGGGCUUCAUCCUGAGAGAAGAUGCAGCCGAUGUUAAGUAAAUUUUCUAUAUGUUUAUAGAAAUGAAUUUCUUAAAUGAGCACUGAAUAAUUUUAGAUAGUUGUAGAAAUUGUGUCUGCCUUAAUGAACCACUUGUCAUAUUCAGCCCUACCUUCACUGACUGCCAUUGCUACAGUAGCUGUAUGAACAACGUGCCCAUUUAUAUAGAAUAAUAAAGAAAAUAUUAUGCAAGCAAU